Molecule: messenger RNA, 2196 nt
Organism: Erinaceus europaeus (western European hedgehog)
Lineage: Eukaryota; Metazoa; Chordata; Mammalia; Eulipotyphla; Erinaceidae
Gene: LMOD2
Product: leiomodin 2
Exons: 3
Coding region: 128-1756 (542 amino acids)
Biological process (GO): myofibril assembly; muscle contraction; pointed-end actin filament capping
Cellular component (GO): myofibril; striated muscle thin filament
Molecular function (GO): actin binding; tropomyosin binding
Source: RefSeq, a predicted model, not a curated record
AAAAGCAAUCACAGCCACUCCUAGCACCAGUUGCUGACCAGCCUGCUCACUUGCCUCCCUGACUGUUUCUGGCCGCCUUGAAUGCCUGGUUCUUCAAGUUUUUUGUGUGUCUGAUAAAGCAGGGACCAUGUCUACCUUUGGCUAUAGGAGAGGACUCAGCAAAUAUGAAUCCAUUGAUGAAGAUGAACUCCUGGCCUCCUUGUCAGCUGAGGAGCUGAAGGAACUAGAAAGAGAGUUGGAAGACAUUGAGCCUGAUCGAAGCCUGCCGGUGGGGCUAAGGCAAAAAAGUCUGACCGAGAAGACUCCCACAGGGACAUUCAGCAGAGAGUCAUUGAUGGCCUAUUGGGAAAAGGAGUCCCAAAAACUCUUGGAGAAGGAAAGGCUGGGGGAGUGUGGAAAGGUUGCAGAAGAAGACAAAGAGGAGAGUGAAGAAGAACUCAUCUUCACUGAAAGUAACAGUGAGAUUUCUGAGGAAGUGUACACAGAAGAGGAGGAGGAGGAGGAAGAGGAAGAGGAAGAAGACAGUAGCGAUGAAGAUGAAAGAACAUCUGAAAACGAAAAAGGGAUUAACGGAAUUGUAAAUAAUGUUAGUGUUAAUUCUGAUACCUCUAGGCCAAAAACCUUUAAAAGUCAAAUUGAAAAUAUAAAUCUAACCAAUGGCCACAGUGGAAGAAACACGGAGUCUCCAGCUGCCAUUCACCCUUGUGGAAAUCCUACAGUGAUUGAGGAUGCUUUGGAAAGGAUUCAGAACAACGAUCCGGACACCACAGAAGUCAACCUGAACAACAUCGAGAACAUCACCUCGCAGACCCUCACCCGCUUUGCUGAGGCCCUCAAGGACAACACGGUGGUGAAGACCUUCAGUCUGGCCAACACGCACGCUGACGACAGCGCCGCCAUGGCCAUUGCGGAAAUGCUCAAGGUCAACCAGCACAUCACCAGUGUCAACGUGGAAUCCAACUUCAUCACAGGCAAGGGGAUCCUGGCCAUCAUGAGAGCCCUGCAGCACAACACCACGCUCACAGAGCUGCGCUUCCACAACCAGAGGCACAUCAUGGGCAGCCAAGUAGAGAUGGAGAUUGUCAAACUGCUGAGGGAGAACACCACACUGCUCAGGCUGGGCUACCACUUUGAGCUCCCAGGACCAAGAAUGAGCAUGACCAGCCUCUUGACCCGAAAUAUGGAUAAACAGAGGCAGAAACGCAUGCAGGAGCAAAAGCAGCAGGAAGGUUCUGAUGGCGGAUACAAUCUUAGGACCAAAGUCUGGCAAAGAGGGACACCUGGCUCUUCACCUUAUGCGUCUCCCAGGCACUCUCCCUGGUCAUCCCCCAAAGUCCCCAAGAAAGUUCCAGCUGUGAAGAGUCGGCCUCCCUCUCCUCCAGUGGCCCCACCCCCUCCACCACCGCCUCCUGCACCCCAGAGGCUGCCACCUCCUCCUCCACCACCACCUCCUCCACUGCCAGAGAAAAAAAUCAUCACCAGAAACAUUGCAGAGGUCAUCAAACAGCAGGAGAAUGCCCAGCGGGCAUUACAGAAUGGACCAAAAAAGAAAAAAGGCAAAAAGGUUAAGAAACAGCCAAACAAUAUCCUAAAGGAAAUAAAAACUUCCCUGAGGUCGGUACAGGAGAAGAAAAUGGAAGACAGUUCCCGACCUUCCACCCCUCAGAGAUCCGCUCACGAUAAUCUCAUGGAAGCCAUUCGGGGAAGCAGCAUAAAACAACUAAGGCGGGUGGAAGUUCCAGAAGCCUUGCGAUAAAAGCGUGACCUGUAGAAGAAGUUGCAGAAUUUAUUCAGUGGCAUUAAAUAGAAUGCAUUGUGAGAUACCUCCAAAAUAUCUUCUUUGAUUUGAGAUGUUCCCUGACUUUAAAAAACAGCCUCACCCACCAAUUCCAAAAAUAAUUUUAAGAAAUUAUCAGCAUGUUUCUUCUGUAAAUAUGAAAAUAAAUGUCUUUUUUAUGUCAGGAGAUUUGUAUUGGCAGGAAGUAGUUUAUUUAAAGAUGUUAAAAAUAUUUUAAAGAUGUGUUGGUAACUCUGAGCUGUUAUGAGUUAACGAAAUAUGUGCUUAUUUUUGUAAUUCUAAUAAAUUUGAAUUGGAUUCUUUUGUAUUUGAAAAAAACUAAUAUUUUUAGAGUUGUACAUCCAUCAGGUGUGUAUGUAAUAUUGCUUGAUAUUAAAAAUUACAUUACCCAAAAGGGA